Molecule: messenger RNA, 1269 nt
Organism: Hibiscus syriacus
Lineage: Eukaryota; Viridiplantae; Streptophyta; Magnoliopsida; Malvales; Malvaceae
Exons: 10
Coding region: 106-1269 (387 amino acids)
Cellular component (GO): nuclear inner membrane
Molecular function (GO): chromatin binding
Source: RefSeq, a predicted model, not a curated record
CAAACGAAGGAAGGCCAGGCUCUGUUCUUUCUUCUUUCCCUCCCUCUUUCUAGCGGUGAGUAGUUAAACGAAAAUAACGUCGUUGAUGUCGACGUAGCCUCGAAAAUGCCUUCACCAACGCCCAAAAAGCGUUCAAAAUCGGAGCACAAAUCGUAUUCUUCAUCAUCCGCUUCAAAAUCUUCAUUAAGCGCUAUAAUCGAGCCACCCCAGAGCUUAUUCCCUUCGCAAGGAGAGUUUUUGCGGCUCAUAGCCGUACUCGCCAUCGCAUCCGCAGUAGCUCUCUCCUGCAACUUCUUCGCCACCUUCUUCACCUCCACCUCUAAACCCUUUUGCGAUACUAACGUAGACCCCGCCGAUUCUCUCUCUGAUUCUUGUGAGCCUUGUCCAAGUAAUGGGGAAUGCUAUGAAGGCGAGUUGGAAUGUAUUUAUGGCUAUAGAAGACAUGGAAAGCUGUGUAUAGAAGAUAAAGAUAUCAAUGAAACAGCUAAGAAACUCUCCGAAUGGGUAGAAGCCGGCCUUUGUGAAGCUUAUGCUCAAGUUAUGUGCUAUGGGACUGGGACAAUUUGGGUUCGAGAAAAUGAUAUGUGGAAUGAUUUAGAUGAGCACAAGUCUAUGCAAAAUGUUGUCUCAGACCAUACAACAUAUGUGUACACAAAAAGAAGAGCAAUGGAGACAAUAGCUAAAUUAUUAGAGACAAGAACAAAUCUCCAUGGGUUACUGGAAUUCAAGUGUCCAGAUGCUAUGGCAGAGUAUUACAAACCCUUGACCUGUCGUAUCCGUGAAUUCGUCUCCAAGCAUGCUCUUAUUAUUGUGCCUGUUUGUACAGUGCUUAAAGGAUGUGCGGUAUUGUUUUGGAAAGUCCGUCGGAGAAGGUAUCUUUCAGCUAGAGCAGAGGAGCUUUAUAAUCAGGUCUGCAAUAUGCUUGAGGAGAAUGCGUCGAGGUCGAAGAGUGUCGUUGGAGGAGGUGAACCAUGGGUUGUUGCCUCAUGGUUGCGAGAUCAUCUCCUUUUGCCUAGAGAAAGAAAGGAUCCUCAGUUGUGGAAAAAGGUUGAGGAAUUGGUACAGGACGAUUCGCGAGUAGAUCGUUACCCCAAGCUUGUUAAGGGUGAAUCAAAAGUGGUGUGGGAAUGGCAAGUUGAAGGUUCUUUGAGCUCUGCAGGGAAGAGAAAAAAAGAGGGAGUCGAAGUGAAAUCAGAUGAAGGCAUCAACACAAACGUAAAUCAAUCAGGGCAAAGAUCGGAGGCUGAACCAAAAACACUGAUCUUUUGA